Sparassis crispa is the source of this 384-nucleotide messenger RNA. RefSeq lists its product as hypothetical. Lineage: Eukaryota; Fungi; Basidiomycota; Agaricomycetes; Polyporales; Sparassidaceae. The record is from RefSeq and is a predicted model, not a curated record. The transcript has 2 exons. Bases 1 to 384 code for a protein of 127 amino acids.
AUGUCUUCUGGCCUCCACAAGAUGAUUCAGUGCAAUGUAUACCACCCUGACAUUGAUCUCGGGAACAUGAGCAUUAGGCAGAGUGACUCAGACUUGGAUGCCUACCCAGUUGUAUUAAUCGAUUUUGCUUUCUCUGAGCCAUUUACUCAUUCUCCAGCAUAUGUCAGAUACCCCAUCAUCAGAAUUGUGUCCAUCCUUCAAAGCAUGGGUGCAGAUCUCUCUCUGGUGGAAACAUGGUUCCUGGAUGGGAUGCACCAUGGCUUGCCCUGGAGUGCGCUCUUCACAGGUGUUUUCAAGGCUAAACCAAACUGGUUUAAUAUUAUGGCAAACAGAGAGCUGACCGCAGCUGAGGAUAAGUCUACUUUUGUGCCAUUCCCCGAUUGA